Messenger RNA from Rotaria socialis, 1377 nucleotides. Lineage: Eukaryota; Metazoa; Rotifera; Eurotatoria; Philodinida; Philodinidae. The record is from the annotation of a GenBank genome assembly.
AUGCUAAAAGAAAGAAGAAAUUUAAUCUAUAAACGUUAUUGUUAUUUUUCAAAUCGUUCAAUAUUAUGUCCACCUAUCUCAUCAUUAAUAUUUGAUCAUUUAUCUAAUGUAUGGUCGGCUAGUUCAUAUUCUGAACAGCUUCAUAAAUGGGGACUUCAAUGUAGUUCUGUUUAUGGAAUAUUUGAAGGUGUGCGUCCUGUCUAUGUUGUAUCUGAUACGAACCCCAUUAUCAGAUCGAAUCGAUUAUUAGGUCAAGAUCGUCUUCAUGUUUUUGCAACAAAUUCCAAUGAACAAUGGAAAAGACAAAGAACAAUAUUAAAUCCAACAUUUAGUACAUCAAAAAUGAAACGAUUACUACCAAUGAUGAAUUCAUCUAUUAACAUUUUUAUCGCACAAUUAUUUAUGAAAACGAAUGAAAACAAGAUAAAUAUUUUAGAUUUCUAUAAAAGAUUAACAAUAGAUAUUAUUUGUAAGAAAAUGAAAAUAUUUUAUCAAAUACAAAUAUUUUUAUUUUUCGAAGUUCGCUGCGCCUUUGGGAUUGGUACACAAGUACAACAUGAUAUUAAUCAUGAAAAUAUUUAUAUGAAAAAAGUGCAAGAAGUCUUAGGAAAAGAUUUUGGGCGAUCAUAUUUAGCACGAAUACAUCGAAUUAUGUCUUGUUCUUUCUUAGCUAAUUUAUGUUCAUUUCUAUUUCGUCGUCAAUAUAUGUUCGAAUAUGAAAAAUCUUCACUUCCAGCUAAUUUUUGGCUUAUUAAUCAUAUUCAUCAAUUUAUACAAGAAAGAUUUCAAAAAAACCAUCAGCAGACAACGAAUGAUCUUCUACAAUUAAUGAUUGAUGCUCUUCAAUCCGAUAAAAAUCAGCUAUCUUCAUCUGAAUUACUAAACAAAGUUUAUUUAAUGUUGGCCGCAGGUUUCGCAACAACAUCUACGGCAUUAGGCUAUUGUACUUAUCGUUUAGCAAUUCAUCAAGAUAUUCAAGAAAAAAUUUAUCGAAAAAUCAUUAAAUAUAAAUCGUCAGAUUUUAACUCUCAUGAAACAAUAACCAAUAAAUUAAUUUACAUGGAUAUAUAUAUUCGUGAAGUUUUACGUAUGCAUCCAAUUGCUAUUCAACCUGUUCAUCGUCAAUGUAUGCAAGACACUUAUGUUGAUAAAUCUUAUUUUGAAAAAGGAACAUUGAUUCAAGUUGGUGUUCUUUCUCUUCAUUAUGAUAAUGAAUAUUGGGGACCUGAACCGGUUCUUGAAUUUUAUCCAGAACGGCAUGCUUGUAAAAGACAUCCGCUUGCUUUUAUGCCGUUUGGUGGUGGACCAAGGAUAUGUCGUGGAAUAAGAUUUGCUUUUCAUAAGUCCUCAUUGUUUUUGCACAUUUUGCAUGUCUAA